AAACAAACUUAAAUUUAAUCAUGAGUCAAACUUUUGGUAACUCCGAUAUUCACUUCAACAAAGAUUUUGAUGAAGUUGAUGCUGAUGGUGUUUUGGUCAUCAACAAGCAAAACAGAGAACAAGCUAAAUACCCAGAUUUCUUGCCAACUUGGGACCCAAGUGUCAAGUUGCCAUCUUUGAAAUUUGAAAAGUAUAUUGACCCAGCUACUAGAGCUGACCCAUCUUUCCCAAACUUGUUCCCAAAAGGAGGUGACUAUACUGUUAAGAGAAUCACUCCAAAAUUCGGUUCUGAAAUUGAUGGUAUUCAAUUGUCUCAGUUGAACGACCAAGCCAAGGAUGAAUUAGCUUUGUUGCUUGCUCAAAGAAAGGUUUUACUUUUCAAUGAACAAGAUUUUGCUGAACAAGGCCCAAAGAAAGUGGUUGAAUUCGGUAAAUAUUUUGGUAACUUACAUGUUCACCCAUCUUCUGGUGCUCCAAAAGAUGCUCCUGAAUUACAUAUCACUUACAGAAGACCUGAAAAGGGAGAAUUAUCCAGAAUUUUUGCCCACAAGACAACUAACACUGGUUUCCAUUCUGAUGUCUCCUACGAAAUCACUCCUAGUAGAUUCACACUUUUCCAAGUUCUUGAAUCUGGUGAUGGUGGUGAUACUGUCUUUGCUGAUACCGUUGAAGCUUUCAACAGAUUAUCUCCUGCUUUCCAAAAAUUCUUAGAAGGUUUACAUGUUUUGCACACUUCUGAAGAUCAAGCUGCAAACUCUUCCCAACAAGGUGGUGUUCAAAGAAGAAAGGCUGUUUCCAAUAUUCACCCAUUAGUCAGACUUGAUCCUGUUACCGGUGAAAAGAGUCUUUACAUUAACAAAGCUUUUGGUCGUCGUAUUGUUGAACUCAAGCAAGAAGAAUCUGAUAAUUUGUUAGAUUGGUUGCACAACCAUAUUGUCAAGAGUCAUGAUAUUCAAUUGAGAGUCAACUGGGAAAGAGGUCAAAAAAGAAAGGUUGCUUUAUUCCACAACAGUGGUGUCUCCCAUUCAGCUUCCUUUGACACCGAAGAUGGAGAAGUGAGACACGCUUACAGAAUUUCUGUAAUUGGUGAACGUCCAAUCUCUGAUAUCAAGGAUCUUAACAAGGAAGAAUAUGCUGUUGGUGAUUUAGAGCAAGCUUUAAAUCAACUUAAGCCAACUUAAACGGAAUUUGUGGAAUUU
Molecule: messenger RNA, 1199 nt
Organism: Spathaspora passalidarum NRRL Y-27907
Lineage: Eukaryota; Fungi; Ascomycota; Pichiomycetes; Serinales; Debaryomycetaceae
Product: sulfonate dioxygenase
Exons: 1
Biological process (GO): sulfur compound catabolic process
Cellular component (GO): cytoplasm
Molecular function (GO): sulfonate dioxygenase activity
Source: RefSeq, a predicted model, not a curated record